Haemorhous mexicanus (house finch) is the source of this 2262-nucleotide messenger RNA. It is a transcript of the gene HNRNPL, whose product is annotated as heterogeneous nuclear ribonucleoprotein L. Gene Ontology annotation, biological process: regulation of RNA splicing; mRNA processing. Gene Ontology annotation, molecular function: mRNA binding. The record is from RefSeq and is a predicted model, not a curated record. Gene Ontology annotation, cellular component: nucleus. Lineage: Eukaryota; Metazoa; Chordata; Aves; Passeriformes; Fringillidae.
GGGCGGGACGGCGAGCGGGGCGCCAUGUCGCGGCGGCGGUGGCGCGGCCCUCAGGGUGCCGAGGGUGGCGGACGCGGAGCCGACAUGGGGAAGAUGGCGACGGGCGGCGGCGGCGGCGGUUCGGGCCGAUAUUACGGCGGCGGUGGCGGCGGCGAGGGCGGGAGAGCUCCUAAACGCCUGAAAACCGAGAGCGCGGAGGCGCCGCCUCAUGGGCCCGGCGGGCCGGGGGGCGCGGGCGGCGGGGCCGGAGCGGGAGGAUCGGAGAACUACGAGGACCCGCACAAGACGCCGGCGUCGCCCGUGGUUCACAUCCGCGGCCUCAUCGACGGCAUCGUGGAGGCCGACCUGGUGGAGGCGCUGCAGGAGUUCGGGCCCAUCAGCUACGUGGUGGUGAUGCCCAAGAAGCGCCAGGCCCUGGUGGAGUUUGAGGACAUCCUGGGCGCCUGCAACGCCGUCAACUACGCGGCCGACAACCAGAUCUACUUCGCCGGGCACCCCGCCUUCGUCAACUACUCCACCAGCCAGAAGAUCUCGCGGCCCGGCGACAGCGACGACGCGCGCGGCGUCAACAACGUGCUGCUCUUCACCAUCCUCAACCCCAUCUACUCCAUCACCACGGACGUGCUCUACACCAUCUGCAACCCCUGCGGGCCGGUGCAGCGCAUCGUCAUCUUCCGCAAGAACGGCGUGCAGGCCAUGGUGGAGUUCGACUCGGUGCAGAGCGCCCAGCGCGCCAAGGCCUCGCUCAACGGCGCCGACAUCUACUCGGGCUGCUGCACCCUCAAGAUCGAGUACGCCAAGCCCAGCCGCCUGAACGUGUUCAAGAACGACCAGGACACCUGGGACUACACCAACCCCAACCUGAGCGGGACAGGAGACCCCGGAGGGAACCCCAACAAACGGCAGCGGCAGCCGCCCCUGCUGGGGGACCACCCGGCUGAGUACGGUGGCCCCCACGGUGGCUACCACCACGGCCACUACCACGACGAGGGCUACGGGCCCCCUCCCCCGCACUACGAGGGCCGGCGCAUGGGGCCUCCCCCGGUGGGGGGGGGGCACCGCAGGGGUCCCGGCCGCUACGGCCCCCAGUACGGGCACCCCCCCCCUCCCCCGCCGCCGCCCCCCGACUACGGCCCCCACGCCGACUCGCCCGUGCUCAUGGUCUACGGGCUGGACCAGGCCAAGAUGAACUGUGACAGGGUCUUCAACGUCUUCUGUCUCUAUGGCAACGUGGAGAAGGUGAAGUUCAUGAAGAGCAAGCCGGGCGCGGCCAUGGUGGAGAUGGCCGAUGGCUACGCCGUGGACAGAGCCAUCACCCACCUCAACAACAACUUCAUGUUCGGCCAGAAGCUCAACGUCUGUGUCUCCAAGCAGCACGCCAUCAUGCCCGGGCAGUCCUACGGGCUGGAGGACGGCUCGUGCAGCUACAAGGAUUUCAGCGGCUCGCGCAACAAUCGCUUCUCCACGCCCGAGCAGGCGGCCAAGAACCGCAUCCAGCACCCCAGCAACGUGCUGCACUUCUUCAACGCGCCCCUCGACGUCACCGAGGACAACUUCUACGAGAUCUGUGACGAGCUCGGGGUCAAGCGCCCGUCCUCGGUCAAGGUGUUCUCUGGCAAGAGCGAGCGCAGCUCCUCGGGGCUGCUGGAGUGGGACUCCAAGAGCGACGCCCUGGAGACGCUCGGCUUCCUCAACCACUUCCAGAUGAAGAACCCCAACGGGCCCUACCCCUACACGCUCAAGCUCUGCUUCUCCACGGCCCAGCACGCCUCCUAAGGGACCCCCGGGACCCCCGGGGUCAGCCCGGAGACCCCCGGGACCCCCAGGAUCCCCUGAGACCCCCUGGGGACCCCCAGGGUCAGCCCUGAGACCCCCUGGGGACCCCCAAGAUCCCUUGAGACCCCCUGGGGACCCCCGGGGUCAGCCCUGAGACCCCCCGGGACCCCCAGAAAUCCCCAUGGGGACCCCCUGGAUCACCCAGGAUCCCUUGGGACCCCCAAGAUGUCCCCAGGACCCCCUGGAGACCCCUGAGGACCCCCAAGGAUCCCCCCUUGGAUCGCCCUGGGACCCCCAGGAUCAGCCCUGAGACCCCCAGGACCCCCCCCAGGACCUCCUGGGGACCCCCGGGACCCCAGAACCCCCCCUGGGACCCCCCAGGACCCCCCUGGGACCCCCCAGAACCCCCCUGGGGACCCUGGGAUCCUCCUGGGACCCCCCAAAACUCCCCCUGGGACCCCCUGGAUCCCCCCCAGGACCUCUCUG